Molecule: messenger RNA, 11340 nt
Organism: Pecten maximus
Lineage: Eukaryota; Metazoa; Mollusca; Bivalvia; Pectinida; Pectinidae
Biological process (GO): small GTPase-mediated signal transduction; phosphatidylinositol-mediated signaling; lipid metabolic process
Molecular function (GO): phosphatidylinositol-4,5-bisphosphate phospholipase C activity; guanyl-nucleotide exchange factor activity
Source: RefSeq, a predicted model, not a curated record
AUGCCAACUGUGAUGAUGGACUCUGCUGGUCACUUUAUUAUGCAACCAACGGGGUUUGAUAACAAACUCUCACCUAGACCAACAGGGUUUGAUAACAAACCCUCACCUAGACCAACGGGGUUUGAUAACAAACUCUCACCUAGACCAACAGGGUUUGAUAACAAACUCUCACCUAGACCAACAGGGUUUGAUAACAAACUCUCACCUAGACCAACAGGGUUUGAUAACAAACCUUCACCUAGACCAACGGGGUUUGAUAACAAACCCUCACCUAGACCAACAGGGUUUGAUACCAAACUCUCACCUAGACCAACAGGGUUUGAUAACAAACUCUCACCUAGACCAACAGGGUUUGAUAACAAACUCUCACCUAGACCAACAGGGUUUGAUAACAAACCCUCACCUAGACCAACAGGGUUUGUUAACACACUAGUUUUCUCACCCAGACCAACAGGGUUUGAUAACAAACUCUCACCUAGACCAACAGGGUUUGAUAACAAACUCUCACCUAGACCAACAGGGUUUGAUAACAAACUCUCACCUAGACCAACAGGGUUUGAUAACAAACCCUCACCUAGACCAACGGGGUUUGAUACCAAACUCUCACCUAGACCAACAGGGUUUGAUAACAAACUCUCACCUAGACCAACAGGGUUUGAUAACAAACUCUCACCUAGACCAACAGGGUUUGAUAACAAACUCUCACCUAGACCAACAGGGUUUGAUAACAAACUCUCACCUAGACCAACAGGGUUUGAUAACAAACCCUCACCUAGACCAACGGGGUUUGAUAACAAACCCUCACCUAGACCAACGGGGUUUGAUAAUAAACCCUCACCUAGACCAACAGGGUUUGAUACCAAACUCUCACCUAGACCAACAGGGUUUGAUAACAAACUCUCACCUAGACCAACAGGGUUUGAUAACACACUAGUUCUCUCACCUAGACCAACAGGGUUUGAUACCAAACUCUCACCUAGACCAACAGGGUUUGAUAACAAACUCUCACCUAGACCAACGGGGUUUGAUAACAAACUCUCACCUAGACCAACAGGGUUUGAUAACAAACCCUCACCUAGACCAACAGGGUUUGAUAACACACUAGUUCUCUCACCUAGACCAACAGGGUUUGAUACCAAACUCUCACCUAGACCAACAGGGUUUGAUACCAAACUCUCACCUAGACCAACAGGGUUUGAUAACAAACCCUCACCUAGACCAACAGGGUUUGAUAACAAACCCUCACCUAGACCAACAGGGUUUGAUAACAAACUCUCACCUAGACCAACAGGGUUUGAUAACAAACUCUCACCUAGACCAACAGGGUUUGAUAACAAACUCUCACCUAGACCAACGGGGUUUGAUAACAAACUCUCACCUAGACCAACAGGGUUUGAUACCAAACUCUCACCUAGACCAACAGGGUUUGAUACCAAACUCUCACCUAGACCAACAGGGUUUGAUACCAAAUUCUCACCUAGACCAACGGGGUUUGAUAACAAAAUAGUACUCUCACCUAGACCAACGGGGUUUGAUAACAAACUCUCACCCAGACCAACAGGGUUUGAUAACAAACUCUCACCCAGACCAACAGGGUUUGAUAACAAACUCUCACCUAGACCAACAGGGUUUGAUAACAAACUCUCACCCAGACCAACGGGGGAGGGGGCAAAAACAGUAUUGAAUUAUUUUUCCAUUUCUGUAUUUCCAGAAAAAGCCACACUAGAGGAGACGGAACGAACGUUAUAUGCCUUAAAGAAAUUAGCACAGAAUCCUGAAUGUACUCCUUCUCUCGUGGAUGGAUUGGCCAAUUACAUGCGGAUUAUUGUCACAGUGACAGACAGCUCUGAGUGUCCAGCCAUCGAGAAAGCCAUCAGUGAACUGCUAAAUCAGAUUCUGCAGACAUGCUAUGAUGAGUUACAGAGAAUCGAAAGUUUGGAGGAAAAGUUCAAGAUGUUUUUGCUGCUGACAAAACUAAUGACUACAGCUUUAGAACUUCUUCGUGGCGGUCAGUCGCUACACUUCACUGCUCUUAGCAUCAUCAAUCGUAUCAUUGACAUUUGUAUCGUCCAUAAGAACCAUGAGGUCACUUCCACUGAGUUUCUACAAAGUACAGACUGUAUCCCUUUACCACCAGGUGGUGCUGUUGGUCAAGACGGUGUCAGUCCUCAACUCAAAAGCCCGAAACACAAGACGUCGAAUAGCAGCCCCAAACAACGUGGAGGGUCCACACAAUGUGCCCACCAUCAUCAUGACGAUUCCGCCACAAGUGCCAACACCAGUGCUAAUACAUUUCAAAGAAUUUCCUCUGUUCAUUUCAGGAAAAACUUUGGAGGACAUUCAGAUGGAGGUGGUCACUCCGAAAAGACAGAUGAUACAGAAAAUACGGAUAAUACAAAUGCAAAUUCAUGUGGAACCAGCGUGUUAAAAACACCAUUGGAAUUUCUUACAACUUGUGAUCCUAGCCAGAUUUUAAGUGUGCUUCAUAACAGUAUCACCAUGCAUAAGCGUAUCAUUGGAACUCGACAGAAAUGUACACCAAGUACUCGUUCACGUUUCUGUACUCAUCAUUGUUUACAAAUCCUAAGUGCCCGGAUCCUUGUUGUAAUGAGUCAUGGACUACAGGUUCAGUAUCGUAUUGUGGGUGGUGGACAUAUCAAAACUCUCGUCGAGGCCUUAGACCCAAACCAUGAUCCACAUUUAUUGUGCCUACUGCUGCAGUCUCUAGCUUCCAUUGCCCUAACUCCUAGUCAUCACCAGGUUCUAAGUGAUGCUGACAUAGCAGACAUGUUGAUGCAGCUACUGUUGCCCAGCGAUGAAUGGUAUUACACCAAUCACAGUACCAAGUAUGCAAAGUUCGUCAAGUACCAUGCCGCUCGGAUUCUCGUGUACAUGGGCCUGUUACACAAACUUGGUGGUCGUGUUGACUUGUUUGACAGAAAGCCUUUCAAAGAACUGUCAACAAACGCCUAUCUACAAGUGCACUCCCCAGAGGAUAGUUUUAUAGAGCUGAUGGCCAUGGGCCAGGUUGUCAUGUGGAAUGAUAAUCAACAUCUACAGGCCGCUUCUCUCGAAGGCUUGGUGGCCAAACUAAUACAGGAAGCGAUGAAUGAUGAAAAUGAGGAUACAGGUGAGAUUUAUGACCUCACACUGUCUUCUUCUAUACAGAGUAUCUGUGGACUGAUGGACAAUCACUGUAGUACCAUGCUGACACCGUUCACAUCGCCGACAUGUUCCUUACAGUUCCUCGCGGAGACGGACAGAAAACCUUUCCGAGAACUCCUACUUAUGGGUCUUCCUAUGCUUGUUCAUCCAGUUAUUAUUUUACGUUUACUUGCUCAUAAGGUUUUUGGAAACAUGAUUCGGAGAAAGUCAUUAUUUGCAGAGACAAAAUUGAAACCACCACCUCCAGAAAAUCUUGAACAAGCUGACAUGUGCCCACCUAGGUGUAAUUCAGAAGCAGCCAAGUUACACGAUAUAAAACGUGAAGUGAAUCGUAGAAGAAGGUCUCAUCAUCCCAUCAUUACUAAAUCAUCGUCAGAGGAACUAGAUUCUCCAGCAAUAUUAAAUAGUCCAGUAGAACGAGAAUUUGCCAAGCAAAAUGGCAUUCAAACAAAAAAUGGCACCACUCAGCGAGCACUUCGUGCAAUUGGGACAAGUCUGGCCAAUCCCUUUGAUUCAGGUUUGUCUAAACAACAACAACAACAGCAACAACAACAACAACAACACAUACAAGUACAGCAGCAACAGCAACAACAGCAGCAGCAGAACCAGCAGACAACAGACAUUCACCAAGUUAAUAAUAAUGUCAGUAGCUCCGACUCUUCUGGGGAUGUUAAGUCAUCUGCAUCCAAAUCAAGACUUUUUCAUUGGCCAAGUAAAAAACGAUUGUCAAAGUCACAAAGCAAUGUGUCUUCUAAGGAUAGCCAGGACAUUAAUGCUGGAAGUUUAGACAAAGCCGAUUCCAAAUCAUCAGUAACAUCAUCAGAAAACGAUAUUGACAUACUCGCCUUUCAAAGAGAACUUAUUAACCUUCCAACAUUUGUAAUGGACACUCCAGCCACGGAUGUUUCUCCGAUGUUUUCACGCUGUAGUUCAGUGCCAGAGAAUUUAGCGUCAAGAAUGAGUAAUAAUGAUUCAACGACUCCAGAAAUGUCUACGUAUGGUUCUGAUCAUCUUCAUUUUGUGCAACGACGUGGAAAAGGCGAGGAAUUCGGUUCUGAUCAAGCUAUAAGUAAUAUGCCAAAAUCUCCAUCAAAGGUUACCAUAACAACUACUGACUUCACACAGCCUUCACAACAGUGUGGCGGACCUUUAGCCUUAACACUUCCGAUGCAGUCAUCGAUCGACGAUGUGGAGGAAAAUAUUGCUAAUAUCACUGUACGCUUUGAAGCCCCUGCGUCACCCAUUUCUAGUUCUAGUCAAAGUCCACAAGCAUUUGAUUUUCCAUAUCCAUUUGAACAUCUCAAACUUGCUGCCAAUAAUUGUUUAAUUAAUGAAAAGUCAUCAGCCAAUCAGGUAGCAACAUCAACGUCUAAUUUUCUCAUUCCUUCACCAACAUCUGCAGCAUCACCAACUGUAACCAUGGGUUCAACAGCAUCGCCAUGGUCACCAUCAUGUGUUUCACAAUCUUCAAUCACGACCAACGUACCACACUCAGAAAUUCCAGGGGCCCACCGAGGGGUAUUACGGGUAGUAGAGACAUGGAUACGUGUAUGUAGCAACGACCUUGACUGUAGCAGUCUCAUUGUUCAUGAGAUGCGGGACUUUCUCAGGAAAAUGUCUGUACUCGGACAUGAGUAUAAAGCUUGGUGCCAAAAAAUUGGAGGGCUACUCCAUCUAGAAGAAAAAAAUGUGAUGAAACAAAGAUCUCAGAAUGCUGAUGACCCAGAUAAUGUGAACGCUCAGUAUAAAAAGCUGCAGCAGCUGGUCGUCGGUGGCGACAUUCCGUGUUCGAAGGAGGAGGCCGCCACCCUAGCUAGUAUACAGUUACAUAUAGAGGAGGCCUGGCCUGAACACAACCUACCAAAUCACUCCCAUGCUAAACCCCCAGACCUCACCUUCCUUCACGGGGGCAAACUCAUCGACCACAAACUAUGGGCCAAAUCCACUGACCCACAGGAAAAUCUUCGUAAGCGAAAGGAGUUGAUACGAAACAAUCGUGCUGGACGUAUAACAAGUUCUCGUCGUAAAGGUCGUUUAGUCCGUCAGCUGUCUUGUGUCAGUAGUAAAGACCUUGAUAUCGGCAGUGAAGUGGAUCUCACCAAAUUUCUUCCACCAGAUUUUAACUCUUCAAAGAAGAUUCGCUGUAUCAUUCAAGAAAAGCAGAAGCAGCUAUGGCAUACUCCGUACUAUGACAGCGAGAUUAAACUCAAGCAACAAUACAUCAAAAUCUGUAAGAAUCUGCCAUCAUUUGGUUGUAAACUGUACCAGGUGAAGGAACUGCUGAGAGGGAACACCCAGAAAAAGGCUGUUCGCCUCCUGGGAAUUGCCACUGACAAAAUUGUUUUGUUGGACAACAAGACCAAACUCCUACUGAAGACUCAGAGUAUACGAGACCUUGAGGAGUGGAACACAGGAAGUGGGAAAUAUCACGAUGGCCUCGUACUGGAGUUUCGUGGUACCAAACCAUGGCACCUCUCCAUGGCAACACUCGAUAACCUCAAGUCUGUUACCGCAGUGUUAUGGGAUGCCUUGGACAUGGAUGGGCGAUUUCUCAACAAUGGAACUCUCCGAAGGGAUAGUUUUGAGUUUGAUUUUCAUAGAAAACCACCAUUAUUGCGGCCAGCUUUGGAGGGAGGAAGCAAAUACUCCGAGGAACUAGAAAACCUACAGAGACUGUUACACUUUCCAGAAGAGGUUGCGAUAUUGCUGACCGAUAUGGAGCACACAUUGUUUAAUGAGAUACCUCCGUCCCACUACAUACGACAAGUGACCACUGACCUGUCCAGGGGGUCAACAGUCUACAGGAAGCUGUCCAGCGUGGAGGAUCUCAUACAGAGAUUUAAUGAGGUCAGUUCCUGGGUAACUCAGCUGAUCAUCACCCAGCCUACACACGAGGAUCGUAAGGCCAUACUGUCGUGUAUCCUCCGACUAGCCUUUUACUGUUGGUGCCUCGGAAACUUUAACACCACGAUGGAGAUAGUUGCUGGACUCAAGUCUGAGAAGCUGAAACCAUUUUGGUUGUCCCUGUGUGAUGAAGAUUUAUCUACCCUUCAUAUGCUCUCCAAUUUCCUGUUGUCUCGUGAGCUGACCCAGGAGUAUCGAGAAGCAGUUGGGCGUGGCCUUGACAUUCCAACUUGUAAAGUGGUGCCAUUUUUUGGUGGAUUUCUCCGAGAGCUUCGUGCACUUUUUAUCAAUGUUCCAAGUAUCAUUGUUCUACCUUCGAAGGAAAACCAGUCUCUGGAGUUUAUCUCAGAUUUUAAUGGAGAAGAUCGUUUCAUGACAAGGAUCGGUGUCGGAGGCCUUAUUAACAUGGAUAAGCUACAGCAGACUCAUACGAUCCUCAAUGACAUCAGUCUCUUCCAUCACCAUGGCAAGGGCCAGGAAACAGCGCAGCGUGAGGAGGAAGAGGUCAAAAGUCAGGAAGAGUUUGUUGUUGAGGAAGUUGAGAAUGAGGAGAACGACUGCGAGAGUGAUUAUGACCUUGACCUUGAUUCCUACCAACCAGUUCAGCCAAUCAUGAACGAUCAUGAAGUAGUUGUCAUAACACCCAAACUGGCAGGUCUAAGUCACCACUGGCUUCAGUGUAUGCACCAUGGAAGCACGGUAAUACACAUUGAGGAUGACAGUUGUCGUACGUACGUGUGCUACCUCAAACUUGAACUGGACAACACUACGUUAACUUGGAGGAAACCCUCCUGGAGCUCGCUCAUGCCUGGAAAUACGUCCUACCCAGAUUAUAUGUUGAAGGGAGAAUCCGAUUCUAGCUCCACUCAAGCGUUAAGUAUUCGCUACACAGGCGGAGAAGAUGUAUACGACACACUGGAAGAAGGCUUUGUAGAUCUCAAACUUGUAAAAGAAGUUUCCCAUGGAAAUGAGGAAUCUCUGGAUCUGAAUUUAGUUGGGAAGCGACACAGUAUGGACGAUUUGGAGGCCAAAGUGAAUAGUAUAUAUAUUCUUUAUGGUUCCGGACAUUUAGAAAACAAGCGGUUAUGGUUUGUUGCACCAAAAAACAUGUGUAAGAUCUGGUUGUUAGGGUUACAGAGGCUUAUCAAGGCAGCUCACAAGCUGCGACGUCAAACGGACAAACGGAUACAACUUCUAAAGAAUCAAUAUCUACAGUUGUAUUACGACAACGAGAAGUGUGUUGGACCAACACCUGCUGAGGCUAUCAAGGUGUUUGGCGGACGUCGAUGGCAUGUAGAACGACAACUAAUGAGUACACAGGAUGUGCCCGCCUCUUUCAAACGUACUGGUAGCUUCGUCACUUCAAAGAUAUUUAACAAAAAGUCAAAUACUGGAUUUUCAAAUUCCAAGGAGUCGAGUGUUCGAGGAUCAGUAUCUAUAGCCCCCAAUAUGUCUUCAUCAGACUUACAGAAAAUGUCAUCCCAAAAAGGGCACCGGACGCCAAGUCCACUUCGUAAAAACAAGUUAUCAGAUCUCAGCAAAUCUUCAGUGCCAUGUUCAAGUGAUCCAAACUUACAUCAGAAUCAGAGCACUCAAAAGCCAAGUGGAAGUCCAAGCCUUGGUUUCAGACCUAGAAGUAUGACGUUUAGUUUUACAAACCGUUAUCGAUCCAAGCGUCGUCGUAUGUCGUUGGGUAUGCGUACCAACGACAAUAAAAUGACACCAAUUACAGAUUCUUCUCAACUGACAUUCCUGGAUUUUGUAGAUCUGUUUAAAUCCUUUAGUCUACGAUGUAGACGAGAUCUCAAGGACUUGUAUGAACAGCUGGCAUUGACAAUGAAACCAACGCCAGGUAAAGACAUUCCGACAGCCCUCAGGACACAUGCGUAUAAUUCCGCCAGUAAUGACACAUGCAUAAUUACUAGAAACAAUGCCUUAGACCUUACAAAAGACAGCCAGCAGCGACGUAAGAUCUGUGACGCCAUCGCAGUGGCAAGUAUCGUGGCUAACUGUGCCGGAGUGGAUACCUCACAGAACAGGUGUAUCGGUCUGAAGGAGUUCCGCGAAUUUCUGGGAGACCACCAGGAGGAAUAUCUAGAUGAUGAGGAAAUCAUAGAGCUCAUACAGCGCCACGAGCCAGACAAAUUUCUUAGGGAAACCUGUUGCCUGUCAUUUGAAGGAUUUGCCCGAUACCUUAUGGAUAAGGAUAAUUAUGCUUACCUUCACGAAAAAACCAAACACAAUGAUGAGGACAUGGACCAUCCUCUGUCUCACUACUAUAUAGCAUCCUCACACAACACGUACCUCACUGGCCACCAGCUGACAGGGGAGUCCUCAGUUGAUCUCUACAGCCAGGUGUUGUUGAUGGGCGGCCGUUGUGUAGAGUUAGACUGUUGGGAUGGAGAUGAUGGUAUGCCAAUUAUUUACCAUGGCCACACUCUCACAACCAAAAUAUCUUUCAAGGCUGUUGUGGAGGCCAUCAACAAGAGUGCCUUUGUGAUGUCACCCUACCCAGUGAUCAUGUCCAUAGAGAACCAUUGUUCUAUCCUCCAGCAGCAGAAGAUGUCUCUGAUUUUCCAGAGUGUGUUUGGAGAAAAACUGGUGACCACAUUCCUUUUUGAGUCGGACUUCUGUGAAGAUCCUCAGUUACCAUCACCAUGCCAGCUCAAAUUUAAAAUCCUCGUAAAGUACAAGAAGAUACGUCACCAGGAAAGCUACACCCUGAAAAAGGUACCCUCCUGUCCCAGAACAAACAGCAUGGUCUCAACUGAGAGCACAUCUAUCUCUAUCAAUGACUUUGAUGAUGAUGACGAUGAUGAUGAAGAUGAAGAUGAGAUAGGUGAUGUGAAAGAACUAAGGACAUCUGUCGACAGUCAAGAUAGUCAGACUGGAGAACAGGAUGACAAGGGACGUAGCUCUGGGUCACGAGCUCGAACAGAUUCCUUCCUGGACUACCAGUCAAGACCAUCCUCUGGAUCAUUUGGAGAGAAGACUCGUCCAAAGAGCCAUCCGGACCUUGACUGGCAGUUUGAGGAUGAUAUCCAGGAAAUGAAGACGCCCCCAAAAACUAAACAGAAAAAGGCAAGCCAGAUAGCCAAAGAGUUGUCUGAUCUUGUUAUCUAUCUACAAGCCAUCAAGUUCAGGGGAUUAACUGUCAGCCCAAACACCUCCAUGAGGAAGAAACCAGCUGGCAAGAAAGUCCUUUUAGGAAGCAAUCCUGGAACCCCACCUCUUGUCUCUGAUAAACAAGACAUGAACAUUUUCUCUGGCUAUUCUCGUCAGCGUCGUCCAGACAGCACUCCGCCAUGUUACCUUGUGUCCUCUUUAAAUGAAAGCAAGGCAAAACAACACUGUAGAAGGAACCCCAUCGGUGUCAUUAAUCAUACAGAGAAACAGCUGAUGAGAACUUACCCUGCUGGCAUGAGAAUUGAUUCGUCCAAUUUCAAUCCAGUCAUUUUCUGGGCCUUUGGAAUUCAGAUGGUUGCCCUUAACUACCAGACAGAGGACACAGCGAUGAUACUCAACACGGCCAUGUUCGAGCAGAAUGGACAGAGUGGAUAUGUCCUGAAGCCUGCCACUAUGUGGGAUAAAAGUCACAUGAUGUACAACCACUUCAACCCUUGGGACAAGACUUUUGAUGGUCUUCACGCUACUGUUCUUACCAUUCAUGUGAUAUCUGGUCAGUACGUCAGUAAUAAUCAUACGGCAAGUACAUACAUAGAGGUGGAACUGCUUGGAAUACCAGUCGACUGUGCCAAACACAAAACAAAGGUUGUACCGCGCAACGCACUCAACCCCAUCUGGAACGACUACUUCACAUUCCACGUGAUGUUUGCAGACCUUGCCUUUUUAAGAUUCGUCGUUGUGGAUGCCAACACAAGCCAUAUGGUCUCGCAGCGUAUCAUUCCACUCAAGUGCCUUCGUGCAGGAUACCGCCAUGUUCGGUUGCGAAGUCCAACCAAUCAGCCAUUAGAGCUAGCCACAGUGUUUAUAAACUCUAAACAUGAGGAAGAGUCACUGUUAGCCUGCUCCUCCCACGAUAUAAAUGGCCACGACAGUGCCUCAGCCAAGCGCCGCCUAGUGUUCGCCAAGGUCAAGGACAUGAAUGAAAAGGACACCAAAGAACUGAGUCCCACAGGAGCCAGAGUGAAGCGUAGAAUGUUCUUCAUCAGUGUAUUUGGAGUCAACGCUCCUGAUAAAUAUGUCAUACUCAAAGUUACACAGGACACGACGGUCUAUGAAACCAUAGCUCAGGCCCUGAUGAAGGCUGGCCGUGUGGAGGAGAAGGUUACUGACUAUGUUUUGGUUGAGGAGGUACAGAGUGGCUGGGAGCGCUCUAUGUCACAGAGAAUACUGGAUAUGAUGGAGAAAGUUCUUAUUGCCCAGAACCAGUGGAAGGGAGCUGGUAAAUUCCUUCUCCGCAAGCUGAGCGAUGAUCCGAGCAGUCGGGCAUGGAUGACCACCAUGUUAUCCAUUGAACAUAGACGGAAGGUGGAAGAGUCUGCCGAUACUGCCGACUGGGACAGCGUGGAACAGGUGUUUCUGGUGUGUGUCUACAACGUAGCGCCAGACCAACCCUACACCAUCUUCAAAGCUCCCACCUCCAGCACAGCCCAGGACAUCAUCACACAGGCUAUGAUGAAAGCACAUCGGACUGAUACAGACAAUCUACGUAAACUGGUGCUGGUGGAGGAGUUGGAGAUGACUGCUGCAGAGUCACUGGGGGUCCACACGCGGCGCCACAGUGGUGAACAUAUAGAACGAAGAAUUCUCUCACCUGAUGAAAAUGUCUAUACAGCCCAAUCAGAAUGGAUUACCAAUGGCAAAUUUGUGAUCAUGGACUAUGCAGAAUUUGAAUCCAGUGAAAAUCAGGACAAGAAGAAAGGAAAAUCAGCGAAGAUCAAAUCGGACAAAGGAAACCUCGCAAAACAGAAGAGUACGAAACGUCUAUCCAAGUCAUCAUCCGUGCCACCUGAGAAGGAGCUUUUCUGUUCUGCAACUUCAGGUUCCUCCAGCGGUGGGUCCUCCAUAUUUCCAGACCUCAGUCAAGCUCUCUUAUCUCAGCAAACUACACCAAAGACUUCAUCCAAGCUCAAGAAGUUUUCAGCCAAAUUCUCAUCCAAAUCUUCAAGAUGAUAAGCUAUAAUUCUACAUUGUGUUUCUAUAUAUAUGUACGAGGCCAUAGUAAGACUGAACAAUGAGAGAGAUGUAGUUAUGAUACAAGAGUUACCUACCCUGAUUAAAGAGUUUGUUAAACAUACUGGGAUUGAA